AUGACGCCGGGAAGCUCGGCCGCCGGAUCCGGCGUCGUCGGUGAGCAACCUUCCUCCUCCUUCCUGCUCGCGCCCCCUUCUCUUCCGCCCCGACUGUAUAUUUUUUCCCGCGAUCUUUCUUUUAGCCCCGCUGAUCGCCACGAACUGAGCGAUUCGAUUCUUCCUGAUCUUUUAGCGGGAGACGGUAUUGCGGUAGUUCUUCUGCAUCUGGCGUCUCUUGCUCCGUGGACGGAAGGGAAUAUGCACAGUUGGGGUUAUAAUAGAUGUGGGGAAUUUCUGUUUCGGGUGAUUGAUCAGGCGGCAGCGACGCUAGUCGAUCCCGUCUGCUGGCGAUACCUUGCAUCAUCAGGAUCUGUUAGAACAGUCAUGUGGCAUGAAUCUACCUAUUUGGCUGACUUUCCUCGGAACUUCAGGCUCCUAGAAGAGCUUGAGCGUGGAGAGAAGGGCAUUGGAGAUGGGACAGUGAGCUAUGGAAUGGAUGAUGCAGAUGACAUCUACAUGCGAUCAUGGACCGGCACUAUUAUUGGCCCACAUAAUACCGUCCAUGAGGGUCGCAUUUACCAGCUGAAGUUGUUCUGCGACAAGGACUACCCUGAGAAGCCACCAUCUGUUCGAUUUCAUUCAAGAAUAAACUUGACAUGCGUUAAUCAUGAAACUGGAGUGGUUGACCCGAAGAAGUUCAGUGUUCUGGGGAACUGGCAGCGCGAGUACACAAUGGAAUACAUCCUAACCCAUCUCAAGAAAGAGAUGGCAUCCCCACAGAACCGCAAGCUAGUACAGCCUCCGGAGGGGACAUUCUUCUAA
Messenger RNA from Miscanthus lutarioriparius, 804 nucleotides. Lineage: Eukaryota; Viridiplantae; Streptophyta; Magnoliopsida; Poales; Poaceae. The record is from the annotation of a GenBank genome assembly.